GGGGCGUGCCUGCCAUAGUCCGAGCAUGAUGAGCAAUUCAGAUCGGAUGACAUGAAUGCCCAAAUGGCAGAGAAUGAAGCAGGCAGACGUGGCAGAUUCGACACGCAUGGAGUCUCUGGACACGCUCCAAGCUCAUCUGAUUCCGAAGCUUGGUCAGACGAGGGACAUCUGCCUCUGCUCUAGCCGCAGGGUAGCGGUCCUCAUGCUCAAUGCCCGGGAAAUGCAUCUUCCUCAUUCGAUGUCGGGCUGCGGGCAUCUACUAAUCGACACUUCAGAUCCUGAGAAUCCGAACGUUGCCCGAUCAAACUCUUGUCGACGACCACGAGCAUCGGCCUCCCAAUGGCUCCCUCCCACCUCUCACUCGCGGAGAAGUACGGGCCAAGAUACAUACGCAACAGAGAGAGCCCCUGGUCUAAGAUCAUGAUCGCGAUAAAGAAACCGAUAUUCCUCUGGACAGCACGCAGCAAAGUUGUUUGCUCCUGUGCCCGAAGGGACGUGACUGGUUGUUGAUUCAUGACCAAUAGCAUGAAGGCAGACGGAGACAAGAUUCUCUGAAGACUCACCCAUUAACACAAGUUAACCGCGCAGAUGCGUGCUUGUGCUGGGAUAUCAACUGGAUGCCCGGAUGAUUGCGCCAAAGAGGUAACAAAACACUCCAUCUGAAAAUCACUUCGCUGCAAGUUAACUCCUGUGCUCGAUACGGUUGUAUUGAAUGUACAAGAUCAUGUACCGUGUACAUUCAGACAUGCAAACUAUGAAGUUCAACCUCUCACAAGUGUACCUUUCCACCAACUCUACAACUCAGGCCACGGCUUGUGUUGUUUUCUGCAACGUACUGUGUAGUUCGCUUUCAUCGGAUGUCUCCGUGCUUGAAAACAUAGUGCAUGUCAGCACUGGAAACAGGAGAGAAAUCACGUGAGAUAUCAUAUGAUUCAUGUGCAGAUCGUUUAGAACAAAUACACUAAAAUAGCAAAAUGGAUGGUAAAAUCCCGCCAAGUCCCAAAAGUAUCAAAGCCUAGCCCCUUGACACAAGUGCAUCACAAUGGAAACAUAUAGUUCUCUGAACAACAGAGUUUAUCA
Marchantia polymorpha subsp. ruderalis is the source of this 1080-nucleotide messenger RNA. The record is from the annotation of a GenBank genome assembly. Lineage: Eukaryota; Viridiplantae; Streptophyta; Marchantiopsida; Marchantiales; Marchantiaceae.